AUGCCACAAAGCGGAGUCAUCAAAGCUCUCGAAAUUCUCGAUGCUCAUCGUGACGCGCGAGAUCCGGAAACAAUUGACGACGCGUCGGAGAACGCGAACGGGUGCGCGAACGUUCGAGAUAAUUCGGAAUAUCAGAAAUCCAACAACCAUCAGGCGAACGAAGUUGAAACCGCGGAUUUCAUACCACUUGUGAAUGAAACCAUUUCAGAGGAAACACCUCUCCAAAGAUACACGCGACAGACGAUCACGAAUGAAUCAUUCCUAUCCAACGACAGUGAACUUUGGACAAAGUUCACACCGACGAGCGUUCUAUACAUCUUUCACGACAAAUUAAGGCGCAAACAUCCAAGCAGUUUCGCCUUUGCUCAAGAUCACGAGACCCUGAAAUUUAGAUGCCGCCUGAUGUUCGGUGAUCGUGCUUGGGACUCAUCGUUACACUCGAACAAAAGAGAGGCGAAGCAUGAGGUCUCUCUCAUGGCUGUUCGCGACCUUGCGGUUGAGUAUCCCCUCGUGUUAGGUGAUAUGCGAUAUUGGUUCGAGGAGUUCGAAUCCGGUGCCGACGGGUGCGCAUCGCCACCAUCAAAUUUGACUGACGGUGAUUCACUGCCAAAUCCUCGGAUUUCCCAUGAAACGUCCGCCCCUCGAUCGGUUGCUCCGCGAUCUUCCAGUAAUCCAGAAUCACGUGUGUCAGAUGCUGAGUUGAUCUGGGAUCACGAUCGCGGGCAAGCUCACGAAUCAUCUUCGCCGCACACUUCACGAGACCGAAUUCGCUUUCAUCCGUACAUCGACACCGCUCCUUCCAUACUGAACGCCCUGAAAGCCACAAGUCUGUUGUAUGAGUGGUGUUCCAAGCAGCACAGAUUCUCCGGACCGGCGUACAGGAACAAGAAGGAUGCGAAAGAAGCGGUCAGUAGAAUGGCUCUCGAGUAUUUCAGAUCGAAGG
Acaulospora colombiana is the source of this 943-nucleotide messenger RNA. Lineage: Eukaryota; Fungi; Glomeromycota; Glomeromycetes; Diversisporales; Acaulosporaceae. The record is from the annotation of a GenBank genome assembly.